AUAAUAAUGAAAUGAGUAGCAGCAUGAUAGCACUUAGGGUGAAAGAAGACGGAAGCUGACCAAGACCUCCAUCUCAUCUCUGUCCUGCUUUACCUCCCUGCCGGCGGCCAUUACUGCGGCGGCAAAUACUGUCUACUGAGAGGGAGAGAGAGAGAGAGGAAGUAUUACCCCGUUAGGUUCUCCACUUGAGUUUUGGGAUAAAUACACCAUGGCCGGUAAAGAUGCUAAAAGUGCUGCUGUUAAGGGAAAGAAGAAAGAAGUGAAGAAGGAAACAGGCCUAGGACUCUCUUAUAAGAAAGAUGAAAACUUUGGAGAAUGGUACUCUGAGGUCGUUGUCAAUGGGGAAAUGAUUGAGUACUAUGACAUAUCUGGCUGCUACAUUCUGCGCCCAUGGGCAAUGUCUAUUUGGGAGAUCAUGCAAACCUUCUUUGAUGCGGAAAUCAAGAAAAUGAAAAUUAAGAAUUGCUACUUCCCCUUAUUUGUGUCCUCUGGUGUCCUACAAAAGGAAAAGGACCAUAUAGAGGGUUUUGCUCCUGAGGUUGCAUGGGUUACAAAGUCAGGAGAAUCUGAAUUGGAGAUGCCCAUUGCAAUUAGGCCAACUAGUGAAACUGUCAUGUAUCCAUAUUUUUCUAAGUGGAUUAGGGGACACCGCGACUUGCCUCUGAGACUUAAUCAGUGGUGUAAUGUUGUCAGAUGGGAAUUCAGCAAUCCCACUCCAUUCAUCAGGAGUCGGGAGUUUCUUUGGCAGGAAGGACAUACUGCUUUUGCUACCAAGGAGGAGGCAGAUACUGAGGUGCUUGACAUUCUGGAACUUUACAGACGCAUUUAUGAAGAAUUCUUGGCUGUUCCUGUUAUUAAGGGCAAGAAAAGUGAGCAUGAGAAGUUUGCUGGUGGACUUUAUACAACUACCGUUGAGGCUUUUGUCCCAAAUACCGGACGUGGUGUGCAAGGAGCAACUUCACAUUGUCUGGGUCAAAAUUUUGCGAAAAUGUUUGAGAUUAAUUUUGAGAAUGAGAAAGGAGAAAAGGCUAUGGUCUGGCAGAAUUCCUGGGCGUACACUACUAGAACGAUAGGCGUGAUGAUAAUGGUUCAUGGGGAUGAUAAAGGCUUGGUGCUUCCUCCUAAAGUAGCAUCCAUCCAAGUAAUUGUUAUCCCUGUGCCCUAUAAAGAUGCAGAUACUAAGGGGAUUUUUGAUGCAUGUGCUGCAACUGUGAAAUCCUUGAAUGAAUCAGGAAUUCAUGCUGAGGCUGAUUUUAGAGAUAAUUAUUCACCAGGAUGGAAGUAUUCUCAUUGGGAAAUGAAAGGUGUCCCUCUUAGGAUUGAAAUAGGUCCCAAAGACUAUGCAAAUAAUCAGGUCCGUGCAGUUCGGCGCGACAAUUCAGCAAAACAUGAUAUUCCCAUGGCUGAUUUGGUUGAAAGAGUGCAAGACUUACUCAAUAACAUCCAACAAAGUCUCUUUGAUGUAGCCAAGCAAAAACGAGAUGCCUGUAUUAAAGUUGUGCAUACAUGGGAAGAGUUUGUGGAAGCACUUGGCCAAAAGAAGAUGAUUCUGGCCCCAUGGUGUGAUGAGGAGGCGGUGGAAAAGGAUGUGAAGGCCCGCACAAAGGGGGACAUGGGUGCAGCUAAGUCACUUUGUUCUCCAUUUGACCAACCCGAACUCCCUGAAGGUACCUUGUGCUUCGCGUCAGGAAAACCUGCCAAGAAGUGGACCUACUGGGGCCGGAGUUAUUAAUCAUCAGUUUAUUUCUAUGCUCCCUCCUCACCACAGUUUUUUGUGAUCGCUGACUGAUUAGGCAACCCUGGCAUGGUGAUCUUAAACAACGGUGACUUAUAGAUACUGAUUUUUGUUCCAUAGAAAGUUAUACCGUGAAUGGCCAUGAUAGAGGAUGUUCCUCAUACUAUUCUUCUUAUGUACCACAUAAAUGCUUCUCAUUUUUAUAGUCAUAUAAUUGGAAUUUCAAAUCAAUGUGGAUUUUCAGCAGUA
Sesamum indicum (sesame) is the source of this 1984-nucleotide messenger RNA. RefSeq names its product proline--tRNA ligase, cytoplasmic. Gene Ontology annotation, cellular component: aminoacyl-tRNA synthetase multienzyme complex; cytoplasm. Gene Ontology annotation, biological process: prolyl-tRNA aminoacylation. Lineage: Eukaryota; Viridiplantae; Streptophyta; Magnoliopsida; Lamiales; Pedaliaceae. The record is from RefSeq and is a predicted model, not a curated record. Gene Ontology annotation, molecular function: ATP binding; proline-tRNA ligase activity.